AUGCCCUCUGGGGUAUCUCGCCCUGAUUUCUCCCAUCUAAGUGCCUACGUCUCCUCUCCACAAGUAACACGCUACUUCUGUCCCAAGUGCGGCGCAUAUGUCGGAAACAUAGAACCCGACGAGUGGGAAUUCGCCAGUGGAAUUCUAAACAGCACUGAAGGCCUUCUGGACCGAGUCCAGAUGUGGAUCGAAGAUACUAAGGACGGAGGCGCCAGCAUCUGGCUCAAGAAAGGCCACGGCACAAAUCCAACCCGACACCUCCGCGACCGAAAAUCGUCUGAAGCGACGGACUCCUUCAUCGUUGACCUGAGCCAGAACAGCAAACAGCAAGUCUCUUCCACAUCACGACCCCCGUCCCUGAAAGGAAGCUGCGACUGCGGCGCCGUCAGCUUCUUCCUCCAACCCCCAACACCACCAUCAUCAUCCGAAACUACAAGCACUCCACAGAGAUACCCGGCCUUCCUCGACGCCUGCACAUCCUGCCGCUUGACCUCCGGCUUCGAAAUAGCAUGCUGGAUCCGUGCUCCACAAUCCCAUCUCUUCCAUGCCAGCCCCAACCCAUCCGACGCUUCUCCCUCCCCCUCGUCCAAGCAAGACGAAAAUCCAAACCUGAAUUACCCCCUCACCCCCACAAAUCCGUCCUUACUGCACUACUCGUCCUCGCCAGGCGUAGAUCGCUACUCGUGCAAGACCUGCACAGCCUCAGCAUUCUACGUCAAUGACAAAAACAGAGGUGAAAGCGUGGAUGUAGCAAUGGGCCUGUUGAGGGCGGAGAGUGGGGCCAGGGCGGAGGAGUGGCUGGAUUGGAAGAGAGGACCGGAGUUUGCGGAGGAGGGGACGGAUGCGGUGUUUGUCGCGGCGCUGGAGGAGGGGAUGAGGCAUCUGCCGGAGGACGAGACGGGGGCGUAG
Molecule: messenger RNA, 909 nt
Organism: Endocarpon pusillum Z07020
Lineage: Eukaryota; Fungi; Ascomycota; Eurotiomycetes; Verrucariales; Verrucariaceae
Exons: 1
Coding region: 1-909 (302 amino acids)
Source: RefSeq, a predicted model, not a curated record